This is a messenger RNA of Maylandia zebra (zebra mbuna), 7238 nucleotides long. RefSeq names its product disks large homolog 5. Gene Ontology annotation, cellular component: plasma membrane. Gene Ontology annotation, molecular function: protein binding. Gene Ontology annotation, biological process: negative regulation of hippo signaling; regulation of apoptotic process. Lineage: Eukaryota; Metazoa; Chordata; Actinopteri; Cichliformes; Cichlidae. The record is from RefSeq and is a predicted model, not a curated record.
UCGAACGGUGAGACAUGGCGGAGUUUGUAGUCUGACUGAGAGCGCUCCUGGAGACUUUCCACACUUUUCAACAUGACUAAAGAACUUGAUUUGACGCCGAGGUUGUUUCCGUAGCGCAGGCAAAGCGGGGCUUAAAGAGGCAGAGGCGUCAUUUUUCCGAAAAGGAUAGAGAGCGGCGGUUGGGAAAAUGUGUUGUCAUCUUCAUGCAGUCAACAGCCUUGGGCAACAAAUAUGGCUACUUCUUGUGUAUCCGUCAAUUCGGGUUGAAAACCGUCCUGACUGGGUCGAGCGGGGUAGUUUCGCAGAGUCACGGCAGUAGCCCGAAGUUAAGUUGACUACCAGAAAGAUUAAAAGGCUGGGUUUGUCCCGAGCUGGUAAACAGCGGACGAGCGAAGCGGAGAGGAGAUGGAGCCCAAGCACAAAGAGUUGUUGGAGAAAUGUUACCAGAACUUGGUGGAGUCAAUAACAGAUGCGGACAGAGUUGUGGACGCGUUGGCUCACUGCGGGACCCUAAGCCAGCCAGAGCGCUACGAGCUGGAGCACAACUGCACCUCCAACUCGGAAAAAGUGGACCUUCUGCUGAAGCUACUAAUGAGUAAAGACGGGGACCAUUUCGCAGAGUUUUGCACUGCUCUGGAGACAACACACCCUCACCUGCAAUCUUUAUUGCUGGAUGGCAUUGGACCAGUGGAUCAUACGAGUGGGUCCACUUACAGCGUCUUGUCCACCAUGCCAUCGGACUCAGAAAGCAGCAGCUCUCUCAGCAGCUUAGGUACUCCUGCUCAAGCGUCCUCCCCUCCACCUGCCCACAUGGACAGCCACCAAGUGAAUGAGAAAAUGGAGACCAUUCUGUUAGAGUUGAGACAGGUGACGCGUGAAAGGGAUGAGCUACGCAAACGUCUCGCCCUCUCUUCACCUGGAACCACCUUUGAUGACUGCAGACCGAAUGCAAAAGCAGGUCAUGACUAUGAGCGUCUGAAGCUGCAGUGUAUGAAGGCAAUGGCAGACCUGCAAUCCCUGCAGAACCAGCAUAGCACCACCCUGAAGAGGUGCGAGGAGGCUGUGAAGAAAGCAGACUUCUACCAUACACUGCACAGCCGUCUGGUGAGCGAGCACACCCAGCUGAAAGAGGAGCUCGAGGUGCUGAGACAGGACAACAUCCAGCUGGUCAGGGAGCACAACCAUGUGAAACAGGCCUGCGAGGAGCUCAGGAGGCUGCAUGAUGAUGAUCAGAGGGAAGUAGCUGAUAUGAAGAUGCUACACCAGCAGGUAAUGAGAGAGGGCUCCUCUGAUGUCCUUAACAAACUCUACGACACAGCUGUGGACAAGUUGGAGGCCGUGAAGAGUGACUAUGAGACUCUGAGGAAGUGCUACAAUGACAAGUUGGCCAGUCACAAUGCCGAUUUGAGUCGUUUGGACCAGGCUGAGGAAGAGAACCACCGGCUGCAGAAGCAACUCGACAUGCUGCUGAAACAAAGAGAUGCUGCCAUCCACUAUCAGCAGCAAUACUCUUCUUCAAUAAGAAGGUUUGACAACACCCACCAAGAACUAUCCAAGGCCACAGCCCACAAUAAGGAGCUACAGCGAGAGAUGGAACGGCUGCAGUCUGAGGUGACGCGGCUCAAGACCCAGCAGCUCAAGGCGGCAAAGGACAGCGAGAAGUACAAGGAGGAGCGGGACUCUGUGAUCAGUGAAUAUCGCUUGAUCAUGAGUGAGCGGGAUCAGGUGAUCAAAGAGGUGGACAGGCUCCAGACAGGUCUGGAGAUGGCAGAGGCGAAGCUAAAGAGCACUUCGUCAGAGAGACGGGUGGCCAGUGAGGAGCUGGAGGCUCUCCGACAGGAGCUGGCCUCAGCGCUGGUGGACAGGGACCGAGCAAUCUGUGAAAAGAAUGAGCUGCUGGAGAAAUUCUGUCAUGAGGUCAAGGACAAAGCUGAGGCCCAAAAGGAGCUGAACCAGGCCUGCAAAGACAUCGAAACAGUGCGUGAGGAAAGAGAUGUGGCCCGGAAGGAGAGGACAGAGGCCAUCAUCCAGAGGGACCAGCUGUUGCAAGAGUAUUACCAGGCCAGACAGGAACAGGACUCUGCCACCAUGAACAUGGAACGAGCCACCAAGGAGAUCGAGAUGCUGAGGAAGCAGUAUGAGGCCAUCUCGCAGGAGCUGAAGGAGGCCUUGCAGGAGGCUGAGGUCGCCAAGUGUCGGCGGGACUGGGCCUUCCAGGAGAGGGACAAGAUUGUAGCAGAAAGAGAGAGCAUUCGUACACUGUGUGACAACCUGAGACGAGAAAGGGAUAGAGCUGUGAGUGAUCUGGCAGACGCUCUGAGGAAUCUGGAUGACAUGAGAAAGCAGAAGAACGAUGCGACGCGGGAACUCAAAGAACUAAAAGAAAAGUUGGAAGAUGAGCUGGAAAAGGAAGCAAGAUAUCGUCAGCUGAUGGCCCACAGUUCACAUGAUUCAGCCAUAGACACUGACUCAAUGGAGUGGGAGACAGAAGUUGUAGAAUUUGAGAAGCACAGAGACAUGGAUUUGAAAGCACUUGGAUUUGAUAUUGCUGAAGGGGUAAAUGAUCCCUAUUUACCAGGGGACUGUGGUGUAUUUGUAACUAAGGUGGAUAAAGGAAGUAUUGCUGAGGGAAGAUUAAGGGUAAAUGACUGGUUGCUUAAAAUAAAUGACGUGGACCUGACCAAUAAAGACAGGAAGCAGGUGAUCAAAGCUGUGUUGAGUGGUGAGGGCAUGAUUAAUAUGGUGGUUCGUAGAAGAAAGUCACUAGGAGGACGGAUCAUCACUCCAAUCCAGAUAAACUUAGCUGGACACAAAGACAGUGGACUAGGUUUGGAAAGUGGAGUGUUUGUUGCCACAUUGGCUGCUGGCAGCCCAGCUGCUAAAGACUGCAAUCUCACUGUUGGUGACAGACUGUUAGCUAUCAAUGGAAUUGCGCUCGAUAACAAGUCGCUCUCUGAAUGCGAGUCUCUGCUGAGAAACUGCCGAAAUUCUCUCAGCCUCUCCCUCAUGAAGUUCUUUCCCCAAAGCUGUUCUGGGCAGAGUUUAUAUGAAACUUUGAGAGACUCUGAAAAGAACCCGCGACUCCAGUCCUGUGAGGGCCACACGAGAAACUGCAGAAACUCUAAGCACAAUUGCUCCACACAAACUGACAUUUGUAGCUGUGACUUUGGCAGCAGAGGGGAGGAAGCCUGCAAGGAUACCGGUGACUCCCUGAAUAGCAGCAGUGGCAGCACUCACUCCCACCACAAACCCUUUUCCAAUGGUUCCCCGCAUUCCCGUUCCUUUUCUGCCUCACAUAGUCCUUCGGAACCCCACCCAGAAUUCUGCUACCGGAGGCAGGACCUCCAGCAUCGGCCUUUUACCUUCACCCCUCUUCUGUCCGACUGCAGCUCACCACAGGCUGCUGUGGACCGAGUGCAGAGCUCGCCAGUCAAGCCCAGUGGAGGCACAUGGCCUAAAGUCAUAGUGGGAACUGUUUCAGAGUACACCCAACUGUCCAUCUAUAAGAAGCCCAAACAGAGGAAGUCUAUUUUUGACAUGAAUGCUUUCAGGAGACCUGAUGCAGCCCAAAAACUGGACUACAUGUCCCUGUCUCACUCACCGCAGAGCUCAGUGUCUGAAUCUGCUCAGACACCCCCCACCCCACCAGCAAGGAGCGACUCGUUUAGGUUCAAGCAUCGGCAGCAGAACAGCUCCGCGUCGGACUCCACCAUUACCACCGGCACACCACCAGCAUCCCCUGCCCAAGCUACGAAUCCUAAGGACAAGGGAGAGGUGGGAAACCAAUGCUAUUUCAAUGAUGGCCCUCCAGGAGAGGCCAAGGGCAGCUUCAAGAAACCUGCUGAGGAGGAAGAAGAGGAGGAGAACCGGUACAGGACAGAAGUGCAAGGAAAAAAGAGAUACCGGCCAAAAUCAGCACCAGCACUACGUCGAAAUGUGACUCCAUUGCACAUUCCUGUUCCUAUUCAGGUACAGAGUUUCUCUAACGAUGAACACUCCCCAGAGCCAGUGGACUUGUUACGUUUCUCUCCUAUACGAACCAAUCGGUACAGCGUACAAUAUGCACCCAAAAGCUACAGUAGCAUUGCAUCACACCCUGCACAACGAAGUUUUGCCCCUUGCCCUGCUGUGACGGCUGUCAUGAGGAACCCUGUCUACACAGCCUGGAGCCAUGAGGUCCAGGCCAACAACCCUCCUCCAGCUCCCAGCUCGAGCAGUCAUCCUCAUACACACACAAGCCCCCAGCAUCAAGGUCGCCUCAGUCUGGACCUCAGCCACAAGCGCACUGGAAACCCGACUGAGCGGAGCUGCAGCCAACCACCACACAGUACUAACUCCUUGCCCUGCAGCAACAGAAUGAGCACCUCUGGUACUCAAUUUAGAGCAGAACGGAUUAAGAUCCCUCCAAUUCGUUAUCCUCGCGCCACUGGAUCUGACAAAGGCUCGCUUACACAUUCGGAGGGUAGCAGCCCAACACCUCCAAUGUCCCCUGUCAACCUGGACACAUCGUCUUUCACUAGCAGCCAAUCGCAGAGCUCCAUUUCCACCCAACCUAGGAUAUCAGUCAGCCCUGCUUCAAUUGGUGACAGGCGAAAGGAAGGAUUUGUCUCUUACUGCACUUCCUCUGUUAGACCUCCACUUGGAAUUAAGCCCAAGUUCUUCUCUUUAAGAAGCUUGAGGCCGUACCUGGGGGAGCCACGAAAUGUGACGGUACAGAAGGGAGCAGAACCACUUGGUAUCUCCAUUGUGAGUGGAGAGAAUGGCGGAGUGUUUGUGUCCAAAGUGACAGCAGGUAGCAUUGCUCAUCAAGCUCGAUUAGAGUACGGAGAUCAACUUCUUGAGUUUAAUGGAAUCAACCUUCGCAAUGCCAAUGAGCAGCAGGCACGGCUGGUGAUCGGGCAGCAAUGUGACACGGUCACCAUUUUGGCUCAGUAUAAUCCACACAUGUUUCAGCUGGGGAUUCACUCUCGUUCAGGUUCUCGGAUGGAAUCCAUCAGCAACCAGCCGUCACCCCAUGACAGCGGAGCCACCACACCGGACAAUCACUCCACUGUAGAUUUACUGAGUGAGCAGGAUGAAGGCACGAUUACUCCUGCAUCCAAACAAACGACUCCUGCCACUAGUCCACACAUCUCCUCCAGGCUUCCUGGUUCAAAUCCACGCAGGGUUCCAGAGUAUCGGUUGGUGAGGCUGAAGAGGAUCCACGUGGAGCUGGGAGUUCAGAUCUGUGGAGGGAACCUUUAUGGCAUCUUUGUGGAGAGUUUAGAUGAUGACAGCCCUGCUAGGGGUCCUGAUGGUUUACUGCCUGGAGAUUUGAUGCUGGAGUACAAUGGUGUCAGCAUGAAGAACAAAACUAAAGAAGAUGCUUACCUGGAAUUGUUGAAACCAGCUGAAACGAUCACCUUCAAGGUCCAGAACUAUGCAGACAACCUUGAUGCAGUAAGAGAGAGUACCGGAGAUGGAUUUUUCAUAAGAGCACUUUAUGAGAGAGUGGCAGAAAUGGAGCAGGAGCUAAGCUUUAAGAAAGAUGACAUCCUUUAUGUUGAAGACACACUACCAAAUGGUAAUUUUGGCUUCUGGAUGGCCUGGCAGCUUGAUGAGAGUGCACAGAAACUAGAGAAAGGACAGAUUCCAAGUAAAUACAUGAUGGACCAGGAAUUCUACAGAAGGCACAGCAUGGCUGAUAUGAAGGAUGAAAACGGCACUAGCAGGACGCUGUCUGCUGCUGCUCGGAGGUCAUUCUUUCGCCGGAGGCUAAAGCACAAACGGAGUGGAUCCAAGGAUGGAAAGGACAUGACGGCUUUGGACGCCAUUAGCACAGAUUCUUUACCCAUCACAGAGGACGGCGUGAGCCUCAUGUACCAGCGGGUUCAGAAGGUGGAGUACUCUUCGCCUCGUCCAGUGCUGAUCUUGGGUCCAUUAGUGGAGGCCUGUAAGGACAUGUUGGAGAAGGAGGCUCCUACCAAGUUCUGUCGCUGUUUGCCUGAAAUUAUGAAGGCAUCUCAGCAGGCAAUAGAGCGUGGAGUAAAGGAUUGUGUGUUCAUUGAUUACAAACGGAGGAGUGGGCAUUUUGACGUGACAACAGUCGCCUCAAUAAAAGAAAUCACAGAAAAGGACUGUCACUGCUUACUUGACAUUGCCCCUCACGCCAUUGAACGUCUUCACAUGGUUCACAUCUACCCAAUCAUCAUAUUCAUCCGCUACAAAAAUGCCAAGCAGAUAAAAGAGCAGAAGGACCCUUUGUACCUGCGGGAUAAACUGUCUCAGAAACAUUCCAGGGAGCAGUUUGAGGCAGCGCAGAAAAUAGAGCAGGACUACAGCCGCUUCUUCACAGGUAUUGUCCAGGGAGGCAGCGUCUCCUACAUUUGCACUCAGAUCAUGACCAUCGUGGAGCAGGAACAGAGUAAAGUACUGUGGAUUCCAGAUGGAGCCCUGUAAAAGUAUCUCCCCUUGUUCAUGUCAACCAGAAACAUUCCAGGAUGUAGCGAAGAUGUUCAAAUCCAGCAGUUCACAGCCGACUCGAUGGUUAACAUCCAAUACUUCUCACUUACAGCAAUAUCAGCACACAUGAUUUGCAAUAUUCCUACUACAGUAAUUAUGUAGUACAGAGACUUGUUUACACUAGUCUUCAAUACUUGAAUUGUGUAUUCCCUCAUAUUCAGUAGCACUCCUUUAAUCCCUUGAAUUGUCAGACCACAGGGACUCUGCAUCAACUCCAAACUGAAGAUGGACCACUGUGUUCCCUCCUUGAUAUUUAUGUCUUCUCUUGCCAUUUAAUUUAUCUAAUCAAGUCAAAGAUGUUGGUUAUGAUCCUUUGUUAUACAACUGUAGCUCUCUAGUGAAUAAUGUUCUUAUUUAUAGAGGAGAAAUUGCUUCCUUCACAUUAUGUCAGUCUUUAUUUGGAUCAUUUCACUCCUCUCAUAUAAUAUUGUGCCAAGCUAAAUAUAUUUAAUACACCACACUUAUUAACACUGCAAUUUUCCUUGUAAAUCACGCAGCAGGUUUGCUAGUUUCUGCCAAUAUUCUUUGUCAGGUGGAUUUUUAUUUUUUUAUUUUUUUUUUGUUUUUAAAUUUAAGAAGGGAUUUUAUUUUAUUUUUUUCAUCUGUUGGCUAAACACAUGUACGUGUUCCUCGAAUUUUCACGUCAAUCACGUUGAGCAUUUCAUCUGGAUGUCAGAUAAAACACUUUACAUCAGGCUUUCUCCAAAUGAAGGUUAUUGUUUCUAUAAAAUAUUAAA